AUGCCUUUCGCCUACGGCCUCUUCUUGCUUGCCAUUGUGGCGCAAACAGCAGCCCAGGGACAACCUGAUAUCCCUUACCAGGUUACUGCUGACUAUCCAACCCCUUGUUAUGGAGGCCCUGGUCCAGGUGAUGGAAGUAACAUUACCGAUAUUCAACCGCCGUGCUGCCUCUACAACAUGAAGGGAUACACAAGCGAUGGGGUUCAUAGAGAAACUGCCGGUAUCUUACUCAAAACCAACAGGCCUAGCUUGUCUGGCACAAUGCAAAUAAACGUCACUUUGAUGUUCAACUACUCCCUGCUCUAUCCCAAGUUUCUUGGUGUCGAAGUGGAGACGUAUGGAUUGGCUCACCUGAGUGUCGGUGAUGAAACCCGACAAUUCUACUUGUCCAUAGGCGGAGGCAACGUGAAGCGUUCCUAUGGCACUGGAGUGAUGGUCGAGACUCCGAUUAAUGAGGCUGGUUUUAUCCCUAACAAGGGGAGUGUUGUCCAUAUUUGGUCAUCAGAUUCUCUAAGAGGUACAGCUGAUAUGUACGGGCUGUCGAUAAUUGCUCUCCACACACCCUUCACCAAUGCAGUCGGUGUCGAAUUAAACUCAAUAAUAGACAUUCACAUGCUAAAGAGGAAAGAUGGUUGGGACUACAGGUUGGAAUACUUCUUUAGUGACUCGACUCACAAACUCGGCGUUUACGACAAGUAUGCCAUCCGCGGUUAUUUGCUGGACAAUUUUAUAGUGUGA
This is a messenger RNA of Perkinsus marinus ATCC 50983, 738 nucleotides long. RefSeq lists its product as hypothetical. NCBI's taxonomy places the organism in Eukaryota, Perkinsozoa, Perkinsida, Perkinsidae. The transcript has a single exon. The coding region runs from base 1 to 738 and encodes 245 amino acids. The record is from RefSeq and is a predicted model, not a curated record.